Molecule: messenger RNA, 2419 nt
Organism: Cannabis sativa
Lineage: Eukaryota; Viridiplantae; Streptophyta; Magnoliopsida; Rosales; Cannabaceae
Product: dolichol kinase EVAN
Exons: 14
Coding region: 316-2016 (566 amino acids)
Biological process (GO): dolichyl monophosphate biosynthetic process
Cellular component (GO): endoplasmic reticulum membrane
Molecular function (GO): dolichol kinase activity
Source: RefSeq, a predicted model, not a curated record
CCCUUUGUUUGGUGUUGUUUUUCUUAACUUUGAGUAGAAACUACGGCGGUAUUUGGUCCAAAAAGUCAUAUGGUAUAAAAGCCAGUAGCGGAAUCCUUAAACGCGUAAACGUGGUGCCUUCGGUGCGUUUCCUCGCCUUACAUCUAACGUCUGUCGUUGUUUUCAACCAACAUCAUGUUUACCUUUUCCAAAAAUGACAGUAGUUUCUUGGAAAUUCCGAAGUAACUAAAAAAGAAUUCAUGUCUCGAUAUUUUAUCAAAUCUGUGUAAUUUUGUACCCUUUUUUUUUUCUUAAUAAAUAAAAUUGAAAUUAAAAAUGGCGGCCAUGGCGUCGCUGCUGAACGGUGAGAGAGCUGUGGUCGUCGUCUUCGUAACAUGCGUUGUCGUCUCCCUUCCUCCUUCUCUCUUCUGCCAUGGCCUCGCCCUAUCUCUUCUCGCACUCGCCGCCUUAUCUCUCGAUGUUGGAGCCGAUUAUUUAAAUUCCUUCCCCCUUUUCCAAACCAGGCCAGGUGCUUCGUCCGGUAUACUAUUGGGUGCUGUUACCCUGCCAACUGUUAUGUUGUCCAAGUUGAUACAGAUAGAAAGGGCAGUUUCCUUGAAGGAAAUCGAAAUUGAAGAGUUUGAGCACUUAACGAUGCAGUACUGGGCUGCUUCUGCUUGUUGCUUAGGCGUAAUAGUACUUCUUUGCGUGCUUAUAUCAAAUACACCUAGCAAUACGCAUCCCCUUGCUCUGCAUAGUGCUCGGCAUGCAAAGUUCAGCUUGACCUGUAUAGUCUUAUAUACAGCACUUUGCUGUGUGUCUCUUGGUACAAUCUCUCUUACCAGCUUCAACACAAUAUUAAAGCUAUUAUGGAUGUUUUGUCAUGGAUUGGCAGCUGUGAAAUUGAUACAGCAUCUUCUCAGUACUUUCCCGUCAUGUGCUUCCAUUGGAGAAGCACUUUUGGUGACAUCCGGUCUCGUUCUCUAUUUAGGGGACAUGUUGGCAUUAACUAUAGCAAAAGCAUGUAGAUUGUUGAUUACAGAAAACAUGGUGCGGUAUGGAAGUAAAAGGAGUGAGAUUGGUGUUAUUAUUCAGGGAAUGCUGCUCGGCCUUCUUCUUUUUCCAGUGGUGUUUAGAUUUGUACUUCAAAUUUUGGAAUGGUUUUUAACUAAAGCAUUUUCUCAAUCAAGGAUCGACAAUGAAAUUCGGAAAUCUCUUAUAUUCUUCUUUUGCCUUGGAUUUAGCAUGAUUGUGAUUAUUCCAACAUGGAUGGAGUUUGUUCAGGAUUUUCAUAUGCAUCCAUUGCUAUGGGUUUUUUCAUUUGUCUUUUCAGAACCCCUUAAAAGAUUAUCUUUAUGCAUCUACUGGGUGCUUGUCAUAUGUGUUUCUGUUGUGAGAUUCUAUAACAUCUCAAAAAAUAGCAAAAUCGAGAGGAUUCUUCUACGGAAGUACUACCAUCUUAUGGCUGUUUUAAUGUUUCUCCCUGCUCUAGUCUUCCAGCCUAAAUUUCUUGAUCUAGCAUUUGGUGUGGCUUUGGGAGUUUUCUUGGCAUUGGAAAUUGUUCGAGUAUGGAGACUUUGGCCUCUGGGGCGACUGGUGCAUCAAUUUAUGACUGCUUUCACGGACCAUCGUGACUCUGAUAUUCUAAUUGUUAGCCACUUUUCACUUCUGUUGGGAUGUGCACUUCCCAUUUGGAUGUCUUCUGGCUACAAUGACCGUCCUCUUGUUCCUUUUGCUGGAAUUUUGAGCCUUGGGAUUGGAGAUACAAUGGCAUCAAUGGUUGGCUACAAGUAUGGUGUCCUUAGAUGGAGCAAGUCGGGCAAGAAAACUGUUGAAGGGACUGCAGCUGGUAUUACAUCGGUUCUGGCCACGUGCUCGGUUCUGCUUCCGCUUCUAGCAUCAACUGGAUAUAUUGUUACAGAGCAUUGGUUCUCUCUUGUCGUUGCUGUCACUGUGAGUGGUUUAUUGGAGGCCUACACAACACAACUUGAUAAUGCUUUCAUACCACUUGUUUUCUAUAGCCUUCUUUGUCUGUAAAUGGUGCUUCCAAGUUCCAACUUUUGAAAGUACAAGAAACCGAAAAUGAUCAAAGCCUUCCAAAGAAUACAAAUACACUAGAUACAGACAAGGUAAAAGAGGAAAAGGAGAAAGAAGACAGAUAUUCAUCACUCAAUUUAUGUGAUCUCUCAUGAUUGCGUUUUGUAGAUAACUAGAUACGACUGAGUAGAGUGGUCAAUACUAACAAGAUGACUUAUUUGUUGUAUGUCAAUUUUUCAUUGGUCUGAGUUGGGCUCUUAAUAAGGGUUAGAUUUAGCAUAAAGUAUUCCUUUUGUAAUUUUUUACCAUACAUUUUAGUUUUUAGAGAGAGUUACACAGAGUAGGAAAGAGUUAGGACACUACACUGAUCCUAUAGUAAAGAAAAUUUAACACCUUUAUUUCA